CAAAGGAACCGACAGUAAUGAAAGAAAUGAAAGUGAAGGAGCACGGCAGCUGCAGCGCGAGUGAACUCGCAGUUACCGCUGCAGCCUCGUCGAGGCGGCCUCAGCAAAGGCAAUCAGGCGGGAAGAUGAAAGACAGAAGCACGAAUUGAAACCUCGCUGGCGAAACAAUGGCUGUGCUGUACCGUGCAGGACACUGUGCAGGCGGCGAUGCGGAUGCGCAUGGACGCAGCGAGCUGUCGCUGUCUCAGUCGACGUUGGCGGGGUGCAGACACGAGGCACGGCGGCUGUUACGUGCAUGUGCCACAGCAUUCUGGUCGCUACCGCCAGAGGCAGUGAUGAUGGACCGUUCACUUUGCAACUCGUUCGAAGAUGCAGUUAUACCAAUCAUGGCCUGCAUCAUUGGCGGGCCGCCGCACAGGCCGCAAGAAGCGAUGAUGAACGCAGAUGAACGCGGUGCCACGGCUGCGGGAGGGAAGAACAAGCUUAUUCACGGCCACAGCCUUGGCCACGAGUUCCUCAUUCCGCUCUUUAUGUAAUAGUCUUCGAAGCAUCUGCGAACCAGCUUCCACGACCUUCGGGAGUCUCCGCAUGACCAGUCUGCCCUAGUGAGACGCGGCGGUUUCCUGCGGCCUUCGUCGGAGUAGACGGAGUAGACGCGCCCUAAGCAACGUCUUUGUCAGUAUAUAAGAUACAUCUGGAGCA
Messenger RNA from Paraphaeosphaeria sporulosa, 702 nucleotides. RefSeq lists its product as uncharacterized. Lineage: Eukaryota; Fungi; Ascomycota; Dothideomycetes; Pleosporales; Didymosphaeriaceae. The record is from RefSeq and is a predicted model, not a curated record. Bases 168 to 536 code for a protein of 122 amino acids. The transcript has a single exon.